Exophiala viscosa is the source of this 2454-nucleotide messenger RNA. RefSeq lists its product as uncharacterized. The coding region runs from base 1 to 2454 and encodes 817 amino acids. The transcript has 3 exons. Gene Ontology annotation, biological process: proteolysis. Gene Ontology annotation, molecular function: serine-type peptidase activity. Lineage: Eukaryota; Fungi; Ascomycota; Eurotiomycetes; Chaetothyriales; Herpotrichiellaceae. The record is from RefSeq and is a predicted model, not a curated record.
AUGGGGAAAGUACUGGGUCGUGCAUGCGCUCUCACAGCCGUAUGCUUUGCCCACUUCUCCGCUGGCUACGCGGUGACAGCAGGUCCGGCAGCUCUCGAGCCUCGUGCUACUCAAUCUUCGACAAAUACCGCUUGCGCCUUAGCCUCUAGCGCAUCGAGCUCCUACCUAGUGGCCCAAACCCAAGCGACGCAAGCCAAGAUACCAGCAGAUCUUGCCUAUGAAUGCCUCAAGUCGGUGCCGAACUUUCAGGAGCCUGCACUUCGCCUUCUCAACGCGCUGCGAACUUACCUCGAAUUCCAGAGUGACAAAGUGUACUUGCAGGAACCCCCGUCAGGGUAUCUUUUCCCUCCGGUGGAGCUUGAUGCAGAGCUUGAUACCAUACAGGCCAAAGUUGAAAGCCGGCAGUAUAAAAGCGAAUAUGACAUGCAAAUCGAUAUAACAUCAUUACUUAUCUCCGCCAAAGAUGGUCAUCUCUACUGGUUCGGCGAUCUAAUGGGUGCUUUUACGUUCGUCCGACAUGUCGAACUUGGCUUAGCCGCUGUGUCGGUCGACGGCGUUGAGCAGCCACAGGUCUAUAUGGCAGAUGAUCUGGUGUUGGUCGACUCUGCGGCACUACAAUUGCGUCCUGUGACGGGUUACACCCCGUCACCUGUUACGAGUAUUGACGGGGAAGACGUCGUUUCCUUUCUGCUGGUGCAGUCUUUGAUAGGCAUGUCCCAGGAUCCGGAUGCACUAUGGAAUCAGGAUUUCUUCCAGCUAGGCAAUCAGAACACCAAUAAUUUCCAGUAUCCUUACUAUUAUCCCGGACCUACAACGAAUCUCACAUUUGCUAAUGGGACGACACGACAAUUUUCCAACUUCGCAACCGUCAAUCUUCCACUUGAUAGCGUUAAGACGGGCGACGAAGCAUAUGCCGUCUUCUGCUCUGGGGCUCUGGAUGCUUCGGGGAGCUCUACAACGACUGCGAGCGCCGCAGCUUCAACAACGGCUGCCGCGACAACAACCCAAGAAGCGCCGAGCUCGCCUACUGUGCCCCUAUUCCCAUAUCCUGUGAUCAAACAUAGCCUCAACUCGGUUGCGGGGUAUUACCUCAACGGAACUGGGCUCACAGAUGUGGCCGUCCUACAGAUUCAGGGUUUCGAGGCACCACAAGGCAGUCCCGAUGAUCUUACAUAUGCCCAGGAAUUCCAGGCGGUGGUGCAAAAGUUCCUGAAUGCGGCUGUGAAGUCUGGGAAGAGCAAGCUAAUCAUAGAUUUGCAGGGGAAUGGGGGUGGCGACAUCGAUUUGGGUACCGACCUCUUCGCCCAGCUGUUCCCCUCUAUCCCACCGAACUCAAAGUCGAACCUGCGAGAUCAUCUAGGUUUUUGGAUACUCGGAAAUGUUGCUUCGUCCAAUGUUACAGCAGAUCGAAAGACUUCAGAUGAGGACGAAGAGGUAUUUACGGAGGUGGCAUAUUCGCCGAUGGCCUAUCAGGGAGUUGUCACUGACGACUUUCGAAAUUUCCCUAAUUUCCAAUCUUAUUAUGGGAACAACGAGUUGUAUGGCGGUAAUUUUUCGGCCUUUUUCCAGAACAAUUACACCGACAUCAGCUCUUCUGACUUCGAUGGGGAAGGUAUCAUAAUCACAGGCACAAAUAACCGCACGGAAUUCCGUCAACCCUUCGCUGCUCAGGAUAUUGUGGUGCUCUAUGAUGGGUACUGCGCCAGUACCUGCACGGUCGUUUCCGAGUAUCUCAAAAGUGCUGGUGUACAAUUCAUCGCUGUUGGCGGUCGACCACAAACCGGCCCCAUGCAAGCGGUCGGUGGCAUCAAGGGAUCGCAGGUCUUUGAUUAUGCUUCCAGGUUUUACGAGUGGGUGAGCCUCUUUCAGAGCCCAGAAAACGAUCUCAUGCAUCUUGCGAGUGGAACGAUCUGGGAGAACUUCACGUUCGAACCUCUAUUGCGAGCGUCUGCUGGUGGCGUCAAUGGACGCAAUCAUUUUCGGCUGGGUGACGAGACCAAUACACCCCUUCAGUAUGUGUACGAAGCGGCCGAUUGCCGACUUUGGUGGACUCAUGAAAUGCUGUAUGAUCCGACUUUCCUCUGGGCGCGGGUGGCAACGGUGGCUUUCCAGCAGCGGAUAGGAACACAGUUCAAUUCGCCGUACUGUGUUCAAGGCAGCACGGGACAUCCUACCAGUAUCUCUGGAGGCUGGAAGAACGGCACGUUGGGCCCCCAGAGCGUUCCGGAAAAUGCAACUGCGACGGUUGGUGGAUGGAACCUGACUGGGAAGUCGCUUGGUUCUGGAUCUGGCUCGAAGGGACCUGCAGGAGAUGGCAACAUCAAGUUGAAGACCGAUGAAGUGAAGCAAAGCUCGACUGAUGACUCCGCGUCGGCCACGUUGAAGCAAUUCUGCUCGAGCUACACUGAGGACAAGUGGCUGAUCAAACUCAUCUGUAAAGCCGUGGGAUCAUGA